Molecule: messenger RNA, 8444 nt
Organism: Mesoplodon densirostris (Blainville's beaked whale)
Lineage: Eukaryota; Metazoa; Chordata; Mammalia; Artiodactyla; Ziphiidae
Gene: CIC
Product: capicua transcriptional repressor
Exons: 20
Coding region: 144-7811 (2555 amino acids)
Biological process (GO): regulation of transcription by RNA polymerase II
Cellular component (GO): nucleus
Molecular function (GO): DNA-binding transcription factor activity, RNA polymerase II-specific; RNA polymerase II transcription regulatory region sequence-specific DNA binding
Source: RefSeq, a predicted model, not a curated record
AUUCACCAUUUUGUGUGUUGGAGUAAAAAAAAAGGGAGAAACGAGAGGGAGAGCCGGAGGGGGGCGGGGAGGGACCGGACCGGACCGAGCCGGGGCCACGGCCCCCCGCCCCGUAACCCCGCUGAGCCCGAGGUGGACGAAAGAUGAAACCAAUGAAGAAGGCGUGCGCCGGCCUCCCAGGUUCUGGCAGCGGUGGCAGGUCCCCACCAGCCACCAGGGCCAAGGCCCUGAGGCGGCGAGGGGCUGGGGAGGGUGACAAGCCAGAGGAGGAGGAUGAUGAGGCGCAGCAGCAGCAGCCGCCGGGGCCAGAAGAGGCUGAGGAGGGUGAGGAGGAGGAGGCCGAGCGGGGCACUGGGGCUGAAGGGCUGCCCCCAGAGCUGCACCCCGACGACCCGGCCCCAGGCCCGGCCGAGGAACCCAAGGGGGAGGGGGAGGCAGGCCGCUGGGAGCCCUCACUCAGCCGAAAGACGGCCACGUUCAAGUCAAGAGCGCCCAAGAAGAAGUAUGUGGAGGAGCAUGGGGCUGGUAGUGGCAGCAGUGGGGCGGCUGGUGCCCCUGAAGAGCGGGCACGGACCCCCGAGGAGGCGGGCACCCCGGGGGUGCCUCCACAGCCACCCACCUCUGCCCGCUCCUCCUCCACCGACACAGCCAGCGAGCACUCGGCCGACCUGGAAGAUGAGCCGGCCGAAGCUGGUGGUUUAGGCCCCUGGCCCCCUGGCAGCACCAGCGGUGGCUAUGACCUGCGGCAGCUGCGGUCCCAGCGGGUGCUGGCUCGGCGUGGGGACGGUCUCUUCCUGCCGGCUGUGGUGCGCCAGGUGCGCCGAAGCCAGGACCUGGGUGUGCAAUUCCCUGGGGACCGGGCCCUGACUUUCUACGAGGGGGCACCUGGCAGUGGUGUGGAUGUGGUUUUGGAUGCCACGCCACCGCCGGCUGCGCUGGUGGUGGGCACAGCGGUCUGUACCUGUGUGGAGCCCGGUGUGGCUGCCUACCGUGCGGGGGUGGUGGUGGAGGUGGCCGCCAAGCCAGCUGCCUACAAGGUCCGCUUCAGCCCUGGCCCCAACUCCCAGCCGGGCCCGGCGGCCACCCCGCCGCAGCCGCCGCAGCGUGAGCCCGAGGACGCGGUGUGGGUGGCCCGCUCCAGCCUGCGCCUGCUGCGGCCCCCGUGGGAGCCCGAAGCCCUGCCGAGGAAGCCCCCGGCGGGUCCCGAGGAGGGGCAGGGCGAGCCGGGGGCCGCCCUUCCCCCCUGCCCGGCUGCCCUGGACCUCAAGCAGCCCGAGGAUGCCGAGGUCUCCAAGAUCAGCUUUGGUGGCCACCUGGGGGCUUGCGAGGAGGGUGAGGAGAAGCACCCGCCAGCCCUGGGCACCCCGGCCCUGCUCCCACUGCCCCCGCCCCAGCUCCUGUCACCGCCACCCAAGUCCCCAGCCUUCGCCGGCCCAGGCCGCCCUGGCGAGCAGCCCUCGCCCUGCCAGGAGGGGAGCCAGGGCGGCAGCCGCAGCAGCAGUGUGGCCUCCCUGGAGAAGGGGGCUGCACCGGCCGCCCGGGCCCGCACGCCACUGACAGCGGCCCAGCAGAAAUACAAGAAGGGCGACGUGGUCUGCACACCCAAUGGAAUUCGAAAGAAAUUCAACGGCAAGCAGUGGCGACGGCUGUGCUCCAGAGAUGGCUGCAUGAAGGAGUCCCAGCGGCGGGGCUACUGCUCCCGCCACCUGUCCAUGCGCACCAAGGAGAUGGAGGGCCUGGCGGACAGCGGCCCAGGUGGGGCUGGGCGGCCAGCUGGUGUGGCGGCCCGUGAGGGCAGCACCGAGUUCGACUGGGGUGAUGAGACGUCUCGGGACAGUGAGGCCAGCAGCGUGGCAGCCCGGGGAGACUCACGCCCACGCCUGGUGGCCCCUGCUGACCUGUCACGCUUUGAGUUCGAUGAGUGUGAAGCAGCUGUGAUGCUGGUGUCACUGGGCAGCUCUCGCUCGGGCACACCCUCCUUCUCCCCCGUCUCUACGCAGUCACCUUUCUCGCCAGCCCCGUCACCCUCACCCUCACCACUCUUCGGCUUCCGCCCUGCCAACUUCAGCCCCAUCAAUGCCUCGCCAGUCAUCCAACGCACUGCUGUUCGCAGUCGCCACCUGAGCGCCAGCACCCCUAAGGCCGGCGUGCUGACGCCACCGGACCUGGGCCCUCACCCACCCCCACCUGCCCCCCGAGAGCGCCAUUCCUCUGGCAUCCUACCCACCUUCCAGACCAACCUGACCUUUACUGUGCCCAUCAGCCCUGGGCGACGGAAGACAGAGCUGCUGCCCCACCCAGGGGCGUUGGGGGCCCCUGGUGCAGCAGGCGGAGGAGCCGCCCCAGACUUCCCCAAGAGCGACAGCUUAGACUCUGGUGUGGAUUCGGUGUCGCACACACCUACACCCUCCACACCGGCUGGCUUCCGUGCUGUGUCGCCCGCCGUGCCCUUCUCCCGCUCCCGCCAGCCCUCGCCGUUGCUGCUGUUGCCCCCACCUGCCGGCCUCACCUCGGAUCCUGGGCCUUCCGUGCGCAGGGUGCCUGCCGUGCAGCGGGACUCACCCGUCAUCGUCCGCAACCCCGACGUGCCGCUGCCCUCCAAAUUCCCUGGGGAGGUGGGCACUGGCAGUGAGGCACGGGCUGGGGGACCUGGGCGGGGCUGCCGAGAGACUCCGGUGCCGCCCGGGAUGGCCAGUGGGAAGCCUGGCCUGCCUCUACCUCUGCCGGCCCCCGUGCCCAUCACUGUGCCUCCAGCUGCGCCGACGGCCGUGGCCCAGCCGAUGCCCACCUUUGGCCUGGCUUCCUCGCCCUUCCAGCCGGUGGCCUUCCACCCCUCACCUGCUGCCCUGUUGCCUGUCCUGGUGCCCAGCAGCUAUACCAGCCAUCCUGCCCCCAAAAAGGAAGUCAUCAUGGGCCGGCCUGGGACAGUGUGGACGAACGUGGAACCUCGCUCUGUGGCCGUGUUCCCCUGGCAUUCCUUAGUCCCCUUCCUGGCCCCCAGCCAGCCUGACCCCUCCGUGCAGCCAAGUGAGGCCCAGCAACCUGCUAGCCACCUAGUGGCCUCCAACCAGAGCAAAGAACCUGCUGAGUCGGCAGCUGUUGCUCACGAGCAGCCAGCAGGCGGGACGGGGAAUGCUGACCCUGGGCGGCCCCCUGGAGCUACGUGCCCUGAGAGCCCAGGACCCGGACCCCCCCACUCUUUGGGGGGGGUGGAACCUGGAAAGGGGCCCCUUCCCACGACGGAGGAGGAGGCCCCUGGUCCUCCAGGAGAGCCCCGGCUGGACAGUGAGACAGAGAGUGACCACGACGAUGCCUUCCUCUCCAUCAUGUCUCCUGAGAUCCAGUUGCCUCUGCCGCCUGGGAAACGCCGGACGCAGUCCCUCAGUGCCCUGCCCAAGGAACGAGACUCCUCUUCAGAGAAGGAUGGACGCAGCCCCAACAAGAGGGAGAAGGACCAUAUCCGGCGGCCCAUGAACGCCUUCAUGAUCUUCAGCAAGCGGCACCGGGCCCUGGUCCACCAGCGUCACCCCAACCAGGACAACCGGACCGUCAGUAAGAUCCUGGGCGAGUGGUGGUACGCUCUGGGGCCCAAGGAGAAGCAGAAGUACCACGACCUGGCCUUCCAGGUGAAAGAGGCCCACUUUAAGGCCCACCCAGAUUGGAAGUGGUGCAACAAGGACCGGAAGAAGUCCAGCUCAGAGGCCAAGCCUACAAGCCUGGGGCUGGCGGGAGGGCACAAGGAGCCAAGGGAGCGGAGCAUGUCGGAGACGGGCACCGCCGCCGCCCCGGGAGUGUCCUCGGAGCUCCUGUCCGUCACAGCCCAGACGCUCUUGAGCUCGGACGCCAAGGCCCCGGGGAGCAGUUCCUGUGGAGCAGAACGUCUGCACACAGUCGGCGGACCUGGCUCAGCCCGGCCCCGAGCCUUCUCCCACAGCGGGGUCCACAGCCUGGAUGGCGGGGAAGUAGACAGCCAGGCACUACAGGAACUGACUCAGGUCUGGAGCACAGGCCACGGGGGUAGGGCCGAUGUGCAGGGAGGGCUGCCCACGGUGACAGCACUUCUCCCGCAGAUGGUGUCCGGCCCUGCGUCCUACUCUGGCCCAAAGCCUUCCACCCAGUAUGGGGCUCCAGGCCCCUUUGCGGCCCCCGGUGAGGGAGGCGCUCUGGCAGCCAGUGGGCGGCCCCCACUGCUGCCCACCCGGGCCUCCCGUGCCCAGCGUGCAGCCAGUGAGGACAUGACCAGUGACGAGGAACGCAUGGUCAUCUGUGAGGAGGAAGGGGAUGAUGAUGUCAUUGCUGAUGAUGGCUUCAGCACCACUGACAUUGACCUCAAGUGCAAGGAGCGGGUGACCGACAGCGAGAGCGGAGACAGCUCUGGGGAGGACCCAGAGGGCAGCAAGGGAUUUGGUCGGAAGGUGUUCUCGCCUGUGAUCCGUUCCUCCUUUACUCACUGCCGUCCAUCGCUGGACCCUGAGCCCCCAGGGCCCCCAGAUCCACCUGCCGGCUUCGGCAAAAGCUACGGGCCCAUCCCAUCCUCCUCAUCCUCGCCUGCCUCCUCCUCAGCCUCCGCAGCCACCUCCUUCCCGCUGGGCUCAGGGACCUUCAAGGCCCAGGAGUCAGGUCAGGGCAGCACAACAGGUCCCCUACGGCCCCCACCCCCUGGAACUGGGGGCCCAGCAACACCUAAGGCCACCCGGUUUCUCCCCACGGAUCCUGCCACUUUCCGGCGCAAGAGACCUGAAAGCGUGGGGGGCCUGGAGCCACCAGGCCCCUCAGUCAUUGCGGCACCUCCCAGCGGGGGAGGAAGUGUUCUGCAGACACUGGUCCUGCCCUCAAACAAGGAGGAACGGGAGGGCAGCGGAGCUCGCAUGCCCUCGGCCCCAGCCCCGUCGCUGGCCUAUGGGGCCCCAGCAGCCCCCCUGUCCCGCCCGGCCGCCACCAUGGUCACCAAUGUGGUGCGGCCUGUCAGCAGCACUCCUGUGCCCAUCGCCUCUAAGCCUUUCCCCACUUCUGGCCGGGCAGAAGCGUCUCCAAAUGACACGGCUGGUGCCAGGACUGAGACAGUCGCUGGGUCCCGGGCACCUGGGGGCUCCCCACUGGGCGUCAGCUUAGUGUAUUCGGACAAGAAGUCGGGAGCAGCCACCUCAACAGCCCCACAUCUGGUGGCUGGGCCCCUACUGGGCACUGUGGGGAAGGCGCCUGCCACUGUCACCAACCUGCUGGUGGGCGCCCCAGGCUAUGGGGCCCCAGCACCCCCCGCUGUCCAGUUCAUUGCCCAGGGGGGCCCUGGCAGCGGGACGGCUGCAGGCUCAGGAGCAGGUGCUGGGAGUGGGCCCAAUGGGCCAAUGCCCCUGGGCAUCCUGCAGCCAGGUCCCCUGGGCAAGGCUGGGGGAAUCACCCAGGUGCAGUAUAUUCUGCCCACGCUGCCCCAGCAACUUCAAGUGGCGCCUGCCCCAGCACCAGCCCCUGGGACCAAGGCAGCGGCUCCCAGCGGCCCUGCACCUACCACCAGCAUCCGUUUCACCCUCCCGCCGGGCACCUCCACCAACGGCAAAGUCCUGGCUGCCACCGCACCCACUCCUGGCAUCCCCAUCCUGCAGUCCGUACCCUCCGCCCCACCCCCGAAAGCCCAGUCAGUUUCUCCUGUGCAGGCCCCGCCCCCAGGUGGCUCAGCCCAGCUGCUACCUGGGAAGGUACUAGUGCCCUUGGCCACCCCUAGCAUGUCAGUGCGGGGAGGAGGGACUGGCCAGCCGCUGCCCCUGGUGAGCCCACCCUUCUCAGUACCUGUGCAGAACGGUGCUCAGCCACCCAGCAAGAUCAUCCAGCUGACUCCGGUGCCUGUGAGCACACCCAGCGGCCUGGUGCCGCCCCUCAGCCCGGCCACGCUCCCCGGACCCGCCUCUCAGCCUCAGAAGGUUCUGCUGCCCUCCUCCACCAGGAUCACCUACGUGCAGUCAGCAGGCGGGCAUGCGCUGCCCCUGGGUACCAGUCCUGCAUCCAGUCAGGCUGGAACAGUCACCUCGUACGGACCCACGAGCUCAGUAGCCCUAGGCUUCACCUCGCUGGGGCCCAGCGGCCCCGCCUUCGUGCAGCCCCUGCUUUCAGGCCAAGCCCCGUUGCUGGCUCCGGGCCAGGUGGGCGUGUCACCCGUGCCCAGCCCCCAGCUGCCUCCCACCUGCGCAGCCCCCAGCGGUCCCGUCAUCACAGCGUUUUACCCUGGCAGCCCCGUACCCACCUCCUCAGCACCCCUGGCCCAGCCAUCCCAGGCUCCCCCAGGCCUGGUCUACACCGUGGCCACCAACACCACCCCACCUGCUGCCACCAUCCUGCCCAAGGGCCCACCGGCCCCCGCCACUGCCACCCCAGCCCCUACCAGCCCUUUUCCUAGUGCCACAGCAGGCUCCAUGACCUACAGUUUAGUGGCCCCCAAGGCCCAGCGGGCCACCCCCAAGGCCCCCCAGAAAGUGAAGGCGGCCAUCGCCAGCAUUCCCGUGGGCUCCUUUGAGGCAGGUGCCCCUGGGCGGCCAGGCCCUGCGUCCCGGCAGCCGUUGGAGCCUGGCCCAGCUCGUGAGCCCCCUGCAUCCGAGUCAGAGCUUGAGGGGCGGCCAACAACACCAGCCCCUCCACUGCCCCCAGAGACCUGGGCUCCCCAAGCCCGGAGCAGUCCCCCGCCGCCCCCACCUGCUGAGGAGCGGACCAGUGCCAAGGGCCCUGAGACCAUGGUGAGUCUGAACCCAGUGUCCUCCAUCUCCCUGCCAUCCUCACCCCAGGCCAGCAAAUUCCCCAGCUCAUCUUCAGACUGGCGUGUCCCUGGGCUGGGCCUGGAGAGCCGAGGGGAGCCUCCCACCCCUCCCAGCCCGGCCCCAGCUCCAGCCCCAGCCCCUGGUAGCAGCGGCAGCAGCAGUGAGGGCAGCAGUGGGAGGGCAGCUGGGGACACCCCCGAGCGCAAGGAGGCGGCUAGUGCCGGCAAGAAGGUCAAGGUGCGGCCCCCGCCCCUGAAGAAGACCUUUGACUCUGUGGACAACAGGGUCCUGUCGGAGGUGGACUUCGAAGAGCGCUUUGCUGAGCUGCCUGAGUUUCGGCCUGAGGAGGUGUUGCCCUCGCCCACCCUGCAGUCUCUGGCCACCUCACCCCGGGCCAUCCUGGGCUCCUACCGCAAGAAGAGGAAGAACUCCACUGACCUGGACUCAGCCCCCGAGGACCCCACCUCGCCCAAGCGUAAGAUGAGGAGACGCUCCAGUUGCAGCUCGGAGCCCAACACCCCCAAGAGUGCCAAGUGCGAGGGGGACAUCUUCACUUUUGACCGUACAGGUACAGAAGCUGAGGAUGUGCUCGGGGAGCUGGAAUACGAGAAGGUGCCGUACUCGUCGCUGCGGCGCACCCUGGACCAGCGCCGGGCCCUUGUCAUGCAGCUCUUCCAGGACCAUGGCUUCUUCCCAUCAGCCCAGGCCACGGCAGCCUUCCAGGCCCGCUACGCAGACAUCUUCCCCUCUAAGGUCUGUCUGCAGCUGAAGAUCCGUGAGGUGCGCCAGAAGAUCAUGCAGGCGGCCACUCCCACGGAGCAGCCCCCAGGAGCCGAGGCCCCCCUCCCUGGACCGCCCCCCACUGUCACUGCUGCUGCCCCUGUCCCCACUCCCAGCCCUGCUGGGGGCCCUGACCCCACCUCACCUGGCUCGGACUCUGGCACGGCCCCGGCUGCCCCGCCAUUGCCUCCGCCCCCAGAGCCGGGGCCUGGACAGCCUGGCUGGGAGGGGCCCCCCCAACCCUCACCACCCCCCUCUGGUCCCUCCACAGCUGCCACAGGCAGGUGAGGGGCUCCUGAGAAGACCCCAGACCCACAGUACUCCCCUCAGGACACGGACAGUAUGUAGGUGGCAGGAGUGGGGGGGCAGGAUGGUUACCUCCUCCCCAGCAAAGCCACUGCGUCCUUUCCAGUUUGGGGCGGAAUGAGGCCUGCUCCUCUUGUCUAUCCCCCUCCCCCCACAGCUCCCUCCCUGUGAUGGGGGGGCGGCUGAGGGGAAGCAGGGGGCACAGUCUCCCUCCACCGAGCCCCUGUACAUAACCUGGAGUGUGUUACCUUCAGACCUUUUCACUUGUACUUUAUGCAAAAUGGCUCGUGUGAGGGCUGCAAGCUGGAGGGUAGUGUGGGCCUCGGGCCACAGGGAGGCGCCUGUGGAGUAGGGGGAGUUCAUGUACCCCUUUUUUCCCCAGAGGGGCUGGACUCAGGUUAGUUUGGGGGUGGGGGCUCCUGCACUUUGCCACAGGCACGGGGAGGGUUCUCUCUCCCCACCCCCCCUGCCCUCCCAGCUUGGGUUGUACUUUCUAAGAAGGUGAUUCCCCCACCCUGUCCCCAUCCCCAGAACAAAACAUGUUGAUCAUGUGCAAUAUUUCUUACUGUGCUGAGAAGCCGCGAUGACCGAGAUUAAAGCUGUUUAACACACCUG